ACGCUGAAAUUACCACAUAUCAAACGCCUCAGGAACAACAUUUGGAGGUUAAACAUUAACUUGCAUCUGACAGCUUAUCGAAGAACGUGUUUUUAUAUCUUUUCCUUCUACGAAAUCCGUCAUUCACUCACAGAUAGUGAAACUAUCGAGUGUUACGGACCGAUAACCUUCCGGAGAAAUCGUUUACGUAAACCUAACAAGACUUUUUUGUCAACAAUCUCGUUUAUAUCUCUAAUCAUAGUGUGUGCAAUUAUACUCCCAAGUUCUUUGAAUUCAUUGUCAUCGAGUCCCCCGAGUCAUUUGGUGUCCAUUUGUCAGCCCCUCAUUAAGUAGUUACACAACUAGACCUCCUCCUCCUCCGUCUUCUUCUUCUAUUCCUAGUGGUUUUGUCCUCUCACUUCUACUGAGGCAAGCCCUGAACAUAACUAGACCUGACGGAACAUCGCAGCAUGAUUAGUCGAAAAUGGAGCACCUGCUUCGCCCCAGCUACACGGAAACAUAUGACGAGGAGACACUUCUCUGGUUGACGAAGGAAUUUGCGAGAAUUGAGGGAGAAUUCUACUUGGAUCAUGCUGGGGCAACUCUCUACGCUGACAGCCAGAUUAGGAGGAUUGGGGAGGAUUUGGCGGGUUCAUUGUACGCUAAUCCACAUUCUGCUGCUGGAAAUUUGACGUCUGAAGUUGUAGAACGAACUCGGUAUAGAAUUUUGGACUUCUUCAACGCCUCCUCUGAAGAGUACAGCCUGAUCUUCACAUCAGGUGCCACUGCCUCCCUGAAAAUCGUCGCAGAAGCCUUCGACUUCGGGGAGUCCGGGCAAUUUGUAUACCUAGAUAACAACCACACAUCUGUCCUCGGGAUGCGCGACGUGGUAGGUAAUAACGGAGCCCAUCUCAAGUGCCUGAGAUUCCACGAGGCCUUCGAGACAUUCCAAAAUGGCAAAAGGAUCGCCGACGUCACAGAGAGCAGCAGCAAUUCACUGUUCGUUUAUCCCGCUCAGUGCAAUUUUUCUGGCUUCAAGUAUCCUCUCCAAUGGAUCCAGGACACUCACGAUGGAUCACUUAAUUCUGUCACUGAAGGACUGUCAAAGUGGUAUGUUCUGCUCGAUGCAGCUGGCUUCGUUGGAACUAGUGUUCUGGACCUAUCACUCUACAAACCAGACUUCGUUGUUCUGUCGUUCUAUAAGAUGUUUGGCCUACCAACUGGGAUUGGUGCGUUGAUUGUAAAAAAAUCGUGUGAGAAUGUCAUGGAGAAAGUCUAUUAUGGCGGUGGAACUGUCAAUGUGGCGCUCAGCACCGAGAAUUUUCACGUUAAAAGGGAAAAUCUGCAUGAAAGAUUCGAAGACGGAACACUCUCAUUCCUGUCAAUAAUCGCACUCCAACACGGUCUGGAUAUCUACAAAAAAAUUCCCCUCCCCCAGAUAUCCAGUCACGUGUUCCACCUCGCUAAGUACCUGCACCACUCCCUCUUGACAUUGCAUCACUGCAAUGGAAAGCCACUAGCAAAGAUCUACGUCGACACAGAUUACGAGGACAUAACGACCCAAGGUGGAACACUGUCCUUCAAUGUCUUGAGACCGAAUGGUGGGUACGUUGGCUACAUGGAAGUCCUCCACAUGGCGGCUCUUUUCAAGAUCCACCUGCGCACUGGGUGCUUCUGCAAUCCAGGGGGCUGUCAACGUCAUUUGAAUCUGUCCACCCUGGAGGUUCUGGGGAAUUACGACGCUGGGUACAAAUGUGGAGGUAGCAAGGAUAUAAUCGAUGGAAAACCCACUGGGGCUGUCAGGGUGUCAUUCGGCUACAGCUCGAGCUUCAAGGACGUCGAGAUGCUGCUUUUGAUGAUUAAGAAAUGUUUUUUAGCCGGUCCAGCUGUUGCUAAACUACCUGAGGGAUGGAUUUCCAAACGGAAUCAAGGGAAUUUCGGGAUGCAAGGAUCAAUCAAAAUCGAGGGAUCGAAAGUCAUGAGAAAUACUCGAUUGAUAUUACCAAACGCUCUUGUCAGUACGAAUGGACCAGAGAGGAUAGCAAAAUUAGGGAGAGACACGUCAACACAGAACGAUGAUAAUGAGAAGAAUAAUACAGAUGGAAGUAAUCCCUCGAGGACGCUAGUUCUCUCCAAACUAUGCAUCUACCCCAUAAAGUCCUGUGGAGCUUUUGCAAUAGCCGACUCCUGGGAUUUAACAGAAAAAGGAUUGGCCUACGAUCGUGAGUGGAUGAUUGUCAAUUCCUCCGGGAUUUGUGUGACGCAGAAGCAGGAGGUGAAGCUCUGCUUAAUAAAACCGACGGUGUGUCGUCGAAGGAACGUCCUUAGGCUGGAUUAUCCAGGGAUGCUGGGGGUGGAAGUGCCUCUGGACUAUUCUGAGGAGGAAGUGAUCAAUGGGGAGAUGUGCAGGAGUCGGGUUUGCGGGCAUAGGGUCCAGGGGGUUGACUGUGGGGGCGAGGUAUCAGACUGGCUGAGUCUUGCUUUUGGCAAGGAGCUCAGACUCAUAAGACAGUCGACCUCUGGGGUGAAUGGAAGAGGAAGGGAGGAACUUUCGUUCUCCAGUCAGGCGCAAUUUCUGAUGGUGAACGGGGCUAGUGUUGAGUGGCUCGUGGACAGGAUUCCUGAGGACUCAGACUGUGAUAAGGACGGGGUGUUGGAGAGGUUCAGGGGGAAUAUGGUGGUUGUUGGGGCACGGGCUUUUGAAGAAGAGACGUGGACGCAGAUUAGAAUUGGGGAGGAAGUCUUUAAGGUGAUGGGACCCUGCACGAGAUGUCAAAUGGUAUGUAUUGAUCAACAAACUGGUUUAAAAACAAUCGAGCCUCUUCGAUUGCUAGCCGAAGAGUUUCAUGGGAAAAUGAAAUUUGGGAUUUACCUCACGAGGAAAAAUUCCACCUCUGGGAAGUUAAAAAUUGGGGAUCACGUAACAUGCAUGUGAUUAUUCUUACAUUUUCUGCUGUUCCUUGAGAAUCUCUAUUAUAUAUUUUCAAUAGACAUUUUACAAGUUUUGUAAAAUCUAUCUUUUAAAAUAAAUUUAAUUGAUUUAUUC
Molecule: messenger RNA, 3025 nt
Organism: Diachasmimorpha longicaudata
Lineage: Eukaryota; Metazoa; Arthropoda; Insecta; Hymenoptera; Braconidae
Gene: mal
Product: molybdenum cofactor sulfurase 3
Exons: 6
Coding region: 464-2914 (816 amino acids)
Biological process (GO): Mo-molybdopterin cofactor biosynthetic process
Molecular function (GO): molybdenum cofactor sulfurtransferase activity; pyridoxal phosphate binding; molybdenum ion binding
Source: RefSeq, a predicted model, not a curated record